Aspergillus udagawae is the source of this 333-nucleotide messenger RNA. RefSeq lists its product as uncharacterized. Bases 1 to 333 code for a protein of 110 amino acids. NCBI's taxonomy places the organism in Eukaryota, Fungi, Ascomycota, Eurotiomycetes, Eurotiales, Aspergillaceae. The transcript has 2 exons. The record is from RefSeq and is a predicted model, not a curated record.
AUGUCAGGAGAAGUGAAGCGACAGCUGACCUUGGCUAUAGUGGCCGUCGUCGCCUUUUGGCCGUACCCCAGGUCCUCGUACGACGAGGAUAAUUACGCCAAAGUUGUCGCGAUUCCCGGGGCAGUUCGCAAGACACUGGACGACGCACCCGGGGGCGGGGAGAUGGUCACCUUCGAAAGGCCAGAUGGGACGUUUUUUCAUGUUGUGUAUGGCCAGAGGGAGCGGGAGGUUGAGGCGAAGACGCCCCCGACAGCGACACACGAUUCGCAGGAUCCCUUCAAUACACCAUUUGAGAAACUGCGGAAGGGGCAGUUCCAGAGGUAUCGCGAUUGA